GAUUCGGUGAUCCCCAUAUCUCCCGCAGAAACCAUAUUAAUAUCAUUGGAUGAGAAGGAAGAAAAUGAAUUCCUGGAUAAAAAGCAUAGAAAAACGUUUAGUAAAGAGACAACUCAAAAUAUUAAGGAGAAGAAACUUCGAGAUCAAGAGAAAAUUAUAACUUCCCAGAAUACCGUUCCUAUUAUCUCCCGUGAACAAGGCUUUAUCCAGGAAAUAUCUGCAG
Ambispora leptoticha is the source of this 223-nucleotide messenger RNA. The record is from the annotation of a GenBank genome assembly. NCBI's taxonomy places the organism in Eukaryota, Fungi, Glomeromycota, Glomeromycetes, Archaeosporales, Ambisporaceae.